AUGAUGAUAGAGUUUGUCGUAUUUGAUUCUCAGGGCUUGUCCGCUCCAAGCUCACAAAAGACGGGUGGUGUGAAGCUGAUCUCGGAAGACAUCCAAGAAAUUUUGAAGAUCGACGUCAGUGUAUUGAUGGGAGCAAAUUUGGCCCAUGAAGUGGCUAAUGAC
Molecule: messenger RNA, 162 nt
Organism: Cylicostephanus goldi
Lineage: Eukaryota; Metazoa; Nematoda; Chromadorea; Rhabditida; Strongylidae
Source: the annotation of a GenBank genome assembly